This is a messenger RNA of Erythranthe guttata (spotted monkey flower), 2452 nucleotides long. Lineage: Eukaryota; Viridiplantae; Streptophyta; Magnoliopsida; Lamiales; Phrymaceae. The record is from RefSeq and is a predicted model, not a curated record.
UUUUCAAUUGACAUGUUUUUAUGAAUUUUCAGGUGGAUCGAUUUCUGCAAACUUUUUCGACGAGGUUUUUAGGUCAAGGGGUUUGGGCGGUGGUGGGGGUUUUCCGAUGGCCGUGAUGACGGCGGAGUUAUUUUGCCCACACAUGAAUUCUUCUAUUUAAUCAAUUUAUUUACACAAUUCAAUUUGGAUUGAAAAUUAAGAAUUUCACGAUUUGUUGGGUACAAUCUGAGGCUAAAUAUGAGAUAUAUGUGUGAUGGAAAAAAGUGCCCUAGAUAUUGAUAUGGAAGUGCCUCAGUGUUCCGAAAUUGAAAUGAUGGAAAUGGGAACAUCUGAGGCUGAACCUUUUAGUUCCGACAAGAAUGUCGAAGGAUGUCAUAGCAAUGUGAUUUUCUCGAGAGAAGCCCCUCUCGUUAUUAAGGAAGAUUUAAACGCAAGUCCUUGUAAUUGCAGCGUCGAGAAACUUAAAUCCAAAUUAGCCGCUUCUGCUUCUGCUUCUGAUAAAGGGAAAACCGAGAGGAAAUUGUGCCGACAAGAUAGGAUUGAGUUAGGGCGGUUGUUUCAAGGGGCUGUGAGUUCGCACGAUUGGGAACUUGCUGACAGUCUGGUCGUCUUAGCGGACCCUCAGACUCUAAACGAUGCACUGUGCAUUUCUUUGGAUUCGAUAUGGUUCUUGAGCAAACAGGAAGAGUUGUAUGGGGUUAAUGGAAUGAUUAAGAGGAUAAUUGAUAGUGGGGCGUACGAUUUCACUCGAGCUGCACUUAGGACUUCUUUUCUUGCUUCGUGUGUUUCUGCUUGUCAGAGUCGGACAAUGAGCCUUGCAGAAACUGUCACAGUGAUGUCACAAAGGUUGAGUGAAAGGCUCCAAGAAUGCAAUGGAGACGAAGUUUUAAAAGCAGAAGCCAGUGCAAAAGUCCAGAAAUUCACCGAAUGGGCACUUAAAUGCAUAAGUUUCCAUUCUCGAUCCCAAGGAAAUACGGACAGAGUAUUUCAAAGCUCUGCUGUUGAGAUACAACUACAGUUAUCGGCUUUCAAGAACUUCCUCGAUCUAGCUGGCAAUCGUCUUUCUGGAAGGGAUUUCUCCGAAGCAUUUGAUGCUGCUUGUUUCCCACUUACAUUAUUCUCAAGUACGUUUGACCAUAGUUGGGCCUCGGGUGCAUCUGCAACUGCAGUACAAGGUUUGUUGGAUAUUCUUGUUGAUGGUGGUGCGGAUAAUGUUAACCAGUGUUUUCUUGAGGCUUCACGUUUUGGGAGCACAGAACUUGUUCGCAUUUUAUUGCAGAUUGCUCAACGCAACAGCUUGGAUGUGGAUGCUGACUUGGCAUUAGGAUUUGCCUCUCACUACGGCAAAAUCGCCACGAUGGAAUGCCUAGUCGAAGAGGGCAACGCCACCGCUUUCCUCGGUCCACUGAUGAGAGCCGCCGAACGAGGCUCAAUGACGGUGGUUCAAUGGUUCAUCCAAAAGGGCUGCAGAGAGAUGGAGCUCUGCCUAGCCCUCACAGCCGCCACAUCCACCAGCCAGCUCUCAAUCGCCGCCCACCUCCUCCCCCAAGUCCCCCACCACGUCAUCACCGCCCUUGCCCCCGAGAUCCUAAAAGCUGCCGGCGAACGGAGUGGCGGGUCCCUCGACGGGGUCGCCUUCCUCCUACGUGCCGACUUUCUGGCGGACCCCGUCGCAACCUACGCGGUUGCUGACGUCAUCGCGCGGUCGUCCGGCGAGGAGGGAGCGGCGACCCCCGAGCUGAGGGCUUUUUUACGCGAGCAUUGGUCGGAGGAGGCUUACUUGGAUGGGUUGAGAUUAGGGGAAUUGCAUUUCUUGAAUGUGGUGAGGAUUUUGAAAAGGGGCGGAUUGGAGAGUUGCUUGAGGGAUCUUCCGGGCCCGUUACAGGUGGCGGUUGCUUAUUUGCCGCUGUAUAGGGAGUGCGUGGGGCCGGGGGGUAAAUUGUUGUCGCAGAGGCAUAGAGGGCUGCUUGUGGAAGCUUCUAGAAGGCUUGGGGGUGUGGUGCUGGACGAACCGGGGCAGAGGAGGGAGUUGUUGGCGGUAUUGGAGCAGCAUCUUCCUCCGUUUUUGCUCGAUCGCGCUGGUGUGGAUUAUUAGUACAGAUUUUGAGAGUGAAGUCUCCUUUUUUUAUUUUUUUCUUUCUUUCUUUUCGCCAUUUGCAUGUCAUGGUAUAGAUAAUAAACAAAGUAUUGAGUCGUUUUUUCGGUAGUUAGGUAGAGUACUUGUGGUCGUUUCGAUGUUGGUUCUUGGUUGAUGCUGAAAACAUACUUGGAAAGGAUGCCUCUUAAACAACCUUAUUAUUUGUAAGAGAAACUGUGUACAAGUAUGUAGUUGGCUAUGUAUUAGAGGCAUAUAUCAAUGUAUGUAUAUUGGUCACCUUUGUCGUUGUAAGAUUAUUCCAAAUCAUCUUAUACUCGAGUCUUAUUCGGUUCUUGAUUAUUAAGUUUCAUCGAC